AUCUAUAUAAGGUGCAUCCCACCUGCUCAGCAAUAACAACGACAGACCUCGGCCAGCUGACCUCAGCCUCUUACCAAAGUUCAGGUGCCUUUGAGCGACUCCUCAGCAUGUUGCCCUGCAGGAGAGAGGAUGCGGAUGUCCGGGCGGGAGGCGGGCCGCCGGCUUCCCUGGCUCUCCUCCUCUUCCUCCUGCUGCUCCUCUUCUCCUCCUGCAGCCUCAGCAGCGGCCACAGCACCACGGUGGAGCACGACUUCCACAUUGUUCACAACGUGGACAACAGAAGUCCGGAGAUCGACCCCUUCUGGUACGUGGGGCGCGGCGUGAGACCCAUCGGGCGCUUCGGGAAGCGACACAGCGACUCGGCGGGGAUGCGACCCGUGGUCAGGACGCUGGAGCUGCUCCUCAGCAGCCUGCGGAACAAGGACAACUUGGACACGGUGCUGCGUGGGGAAGAUGGAGACUGGUUACCAUGACAACUUGAACACAAUGGAUUCAUGUAUAUAGAAAAAGGGGGUUUAUAUUGAUUAAUAAACAUGA
Doryrhamphus excisus (bluestripe pipefish) is the source of this 537-nucleotide messenger RNA. RefSeq names its product prolactin releasing hormone 2 (gene prlh2). The record is from RefSeq and is a predicted model, not a curated record. Gene Ontology annotation, molecular function: hormone activity. Lineage: Eukaryota; Metazoa; Chordata; Actinopteri; Syngnathiformes; Syngnathidae.